Austrofundulus limnaeus is the source of this 1884-nucleotide messenger RNA. It is a transcript of the gene spata20, whose product is annotated as spermatogenesis associated 20. Lineage: Eukaryota; Metazoa; Chordata; Actinopteri; Cyprinodontiformes; Rivulidae. The record is from RefSeq and is a predicted model, not a curated record. Gene Ontology annotation, biological process: carbohydrate metabolic process.
AGAAAGUGUGAAUAAUGCUAAUGUUUGUGUUUGUCCCAACAAAGUAGCCUGGCCAAGGUUAGCUUGUUGCUAAAGAAAACCUACAGUAAAUAGGAUUACGAUGUUAAGACCAGCAUGGAGUUACUCGGCGUCUAAAAACAGCCUUGUGGUGACAAUACGAUCUUUAACUGCAGCUGUUUUGGGAGCGGACAGUCCACCACACCAGGUUUCAGAGGGUCCCAGCAGGCGCUUCAGGCAAACCCCCCUCCCACUACUUAGGAAAGGGUCACUGUUCCUCCAGCCCCAGRCGGCCUGCUACCCCAGCCCAUCUGUCUGUAGGAGCAUGGCAACAGGAGGUGAGCAGUCAUCAUCCAGUCAUCAUAAACACACAAACAGGUUGGCCAAAGAGAGAUCACCUUACCUUUUACAACAUGCUCAUAAUCCUGUUGACUGGUAUCCAUGGGGACAGGAGGCUUUUGAGAAGGCCAAAACUGAAGACAAACCUAUCUUUUUAUCGGUGGGUUAUUCCACAUGUCACUGGUGCCACGUCAUGGAGAGGGAGUCUUUCCAGGAUGAGGAAAUUGGUCAAAUUCUGAGUGACAACUUUGUCUGCAUCAAGCUAGACAGAGAAGAAAGACCUGAUGUAGACAAGGUCUACAUGACUUUUGUACAGGCAACAAGCGGAGGUGGAGGUUGGCCCAUGAGCGUGUGGUUAACUCCUGACCUGCGACCUUUUAUUGGAGGUACUUACUUCCCACCCAGAGACCAAGGAAGGCAACCUGGAUUCAAGACAGUUCUGUUUAGAAUCAUGGAACAGUGGCAGGAUAACCGUGCUGCUUUGGAGUCAAAUGGAGUGAGGAUACUCGAGGCUCUAAAGAAAGUCACAACCAUCAGUGCAAACCCAGGGGAAAGCCCUCCCCUGGCUCCGGAUGUCGCUAAUCGCUGCUUCCAGCAGUUGGCCCAUUCCUAUGAGGAGGAGUACGGAGGCUUUAGGAAUGCUCCAAAGUUCCCCUCCCCAGUGAACCUCAUGUUCCUCAUGUCCUUCUGGUCUGUGAAUCGCUCCACCUCAGAAGGGGUGGAUGCACUUCAGAUGGCCAUGCACACCCUGAGAAUGAUGGCACUGGGAGGCAUCCAUGACCACGUGGCACAGGGCUUUCAUCGGUAUUCCACUGAUUCCUCAUGGCAUGUUCCUCACUUUGAGAAGAUGUUGUAUGACCAAGCUCAGCUGGCUGUGGCUUACAUAACUGCUUUCCAGGUAUCAGGUGAGCAGUUCUAUGCAGAUGUGGCCAAGGACAUACUGCUCUACGUCUCCAGGGACCUGAGCGAUAAGUCUGGUGGCUUCUACAGUGCAGAGGAUGCAGACUCUGUCCCAGCAUCAGGGGGACAAGAAAAGCGAGAAGGGGCCUUCUGUGUCUGGAUGGCCUCAGAAAUUCGUGAACUUUUGCCGGACAUGGUAGAGGGCGCCACUGAUUCUGCCACACAGGCAGACAUCUUUAUGCAUCAUUAUGGUGUGAAAGAGCAAGGCAAUGUUGAACCAGAACAGGACCCACAUGGGGAGUUGCGGGGCCAGAAUGUGCUGAUCGUUCGGUAUUCGGUCGAGUUAACAGCUGCUCGCUUUGGCAUUACGGUUGAAAAAGUCAGCAAAUGCCUGGCUUCAGCCAGAGCCAAGAUGGCAGAAGUAAGGAAGACUCGACCAUGCCCACACCUGGACUCCAAGAUGCUGACCUCCUGGAAUGGCCUGAUGCUGUCAGCCUUUGCAUGUGUCGGAGCUGUACUGGGGGACAAGGCCUUGCUGGAGAGAGCGGUGCAGGCUGGCAACUUCCUGAAAGAGUACCUGUGGGACGCUGAGAAGCAGACCUUACUCCGAUCUUGUUACCGCGGAGACCAGAUGGAAGUUCAACAGAU